AUGCCGGCUGAAGCUGCAGCAGAAGCUCUCUCUUCUUUGUACCGAAUUCGUCAUCAUAAUCCCGCUGCUGCAGCGGGGGAAAACCUCGACUUGGUUGACGCAGCUACGGCCACUUCAAUAUUAGUGAGACUGACGACUUCAACGGUGAUAGAUGGAGAGAAAUGCAGUCCCAUCAUGCUUCCGAGUAGAUUUUGUGACCCUGUAGGAGAGUCUAUCGUCAACUGUAUUCUCCGGAGUGCUACUACUGGUCGUCAUUUGUCUACCAGAGACCUCGACCGGGCCAGUCAGUGUUUGUCUGGGCUAGCCCGGCUGCAGCUUAGGCCCGCUGAUACCGAAGCACUCGAGCGCUGUCUGGCCCACGCGAUAACCAACUCGAUGUCGUCAAAGAAUGUUCCGUUUUUACUUAGCAUUUUUCACAGUAUGUGGAAACUCGACUUGAAGAAAGCUGCAUUGUGUAUCAGUGAAAGCAUCAUGAAGGCUUUCUGUGAGGUGGAUGCCGUUCGCGCUGUAUAUUGCGCGGCUUGCUCGAGCGUGCCUCCAGCCCGUAGUUUCCUCCCAUUGGCGUUGCUGCCUACGAAGUUGACUGCAGUAGAGUCGUCCCAGUUGAUAACAGCUUUAUCGGUUAUGCAUCUCGACUGCCUUCGAAUGAGUGAUACACUGAGCCUCGAUGAGCUCAGGGCCUCUCUCGCUUUGUAA
This is a messenger RNA of Perkinsus marinus ATCC 50983, 696 nucleotides long. RefSeq lists its product as hypothetical. The transcript has 5 exons. NCBI's taxonomy places the organism in Eukaryota, Perkinsozoa, Perkinsida, Perkinsidae. The record is from RefSeq and is a predicted model, not a curated record. Bases 1 to 696 code for a protein of 231 amino acids.